GCAGGAAAUUCUGUAUAAAUAGGUAUAAAAAGACAAGGAGUUAAGGCAUUCUGACUCACAGGGUUGUGCAUAUUCCAAGUUAAGCAGAUGGCUGUAAUGAAGGUGAUUCUGUGCUGGACUCUAGGCUGUUGCUUUCUGGGUGCAAGGAGCCUGGUGGUACAAGCAGCCGAUGACGACAACAACAACAUCAGAGAAGGGUUCUGCUUCUUCAGUGUCAAGCAGGAGAUGAAUGAACUCGUUGCCCGGCUGACCAAGGUGGAGAAUGAUUUGAAAAGAUUACAAGAGACACCCAGGAUCGCGUUUUCGGCCAUCCUGUGCAACGGCGAGACAAUAAAUCUCGGAAAUUUCAAUACCAAGACUACAAUUGUUUACCCCAAGGUACUGACAAACAUGGGGGGAGCCUACAACUCAGCAACUGGCAUUUUCACCGCCUUUGUGAAGGGCACUUACUACUUCAGCUUCACUGUGUUUUUGGCCAACGCUGCCAACCUGUAUGUUAAUCUGAUGAAAAACUCACAACACGUGGUCUCAAUGUGGGACACCCAGUCCACAGACCUCAAUGACAGUGGAACCAAUUCUGCUGUUCUGGAACUGGAAGUAGGGGACCAGGUGUAUGUGAGGCUGAAUGAAAACAGGCAGCUGUAUGAGGAUAAUACCUGCUACAACAGUUUCAGCGGAUUCCUGCUCUUCCCUGCUUAAGCAACUAGAAUUUCAGUCAUUCCUUUUGUAAGUUAAUUUGUUAGAGGAUGAUGUCAGAUUCUUCAAAAAUGUCCACUACUAGAGUACAACAGCCAUCUGUGGCGCUAUAUUCUCCACUUCAUGUUCACAAGCGAGCCUUGUUUAUUAUCUAUAACCCCAUGUACAUGGGCUCUAAGGGGGUGGGUAAAGUGUUUUUUAAUUCAUUUUCAUUCCAACACUAUGUGUCUUAGAAUAUGUACAGUAUGAGAAGCAGGAGAGCUCUGUUUGUCUUAUUAUACCAAAAUUUCCAAAAUCUUGUAUUAUAUACACUUUCUUAUCAUGUCAGUUAAUAUCUGUAGUGAAACUGUAUAGAUGUGGCAGGUAAUAAUACCGAGGCACACCAGUGAGGAAUUCUAACGAGAUGUUAUAACAAUAAUAAUGAAGAAACAAGAUUGUGCACAACAAGGUGAUUAUAUUGAUUUACACAACUCUGUAAAGGGGAAAGGGGACUUAAAAACUCAUCUCUUUUGAAACCUUCACAGCCGUGCAAUAUCUAUAAAAUUAACAUUUAUUGCAGAUAUUUGUUGUUCAGCUUAUAUCAACUAGGCCUUCCAGAAAGAAAGUCUUUCAAGCAGUUUUAUAAAUCAUUUUAAUAGCAAUGUCUGUUGAAAUUUAAAAAAUAGAAUGAUAACAAUCUCAGCCAGUGUGACAAUAAAUCACUGCACAUAGAAUGUCAUUAGCACUGUUAAUCUUAUUGAUUUAGAUGGUAUACGGUUAAAAUGACAAUUUGUAAUACAUUUGACUAUCUGACCAAUAAAAAUAAAAAUAACAUUUCAUUUACAAUCUCGUUAAAGCAGCACCAACUGAAAAUCCAUGUUUUAAUUAGUAUAAUAGAUGACUGUUCCCAGUCUAAGCAAGCUCAAUAUCAUUAUUCUAACAGAGUUUUCAAAACAAGACACACCUACUUCACCUGUUAUAGCAAAAAACCAUAAUACCUACUUAAUAAUAAGACAAUAAAAUCAACAAAUAUAAGAAUAGUCACUGUGAACACAUACAUGUAAUAAUUCAUUAAUAAAAUGUUUUAGUUAAACAUUUGCUUGUUUUGCAAAAGAUAAAUCACACACUUUCUGUGGCAGCUUUAGGAAACCGGCUCCUAAUGCAGAGCUGGGUCUAAUGCAGAGCUGAGUCUCGACCUGAGGAUCACAGAACUGGCCAACACUUGGACUGUGAAGUCCUGGAAUUAAUUGACAACCUGCCUGGUGCAGUUAAAGUCAGGUGCAGGUUCACUAAUCUAGACAGAUGCUCAUGGCAGCCUUGAAACUGGGUGCAUGUUGUAGUUAGCUACGGUAUUUCUAAAGAAUGCCAUUUAGAGGGAAAAAGUAAAAUAUUUGCAAGGUACCUGUAUGGUCACAGCUAAAACCGAAUGCAAAAUCCAAAUGCGAAAUUGAUGCAUACAAAAGACAAAUACUUAACCAGACAAGAAAAUGUACUGUUAACACAUAACAGCUUUCUAAAUUUGGCUGCCAGUAGUUAAUUUAUCAGGGAAUCUCAAUCAAUCAAUCAGCAUUAUCUUGAGGGAAACCAGGGUAUCGGCUUCAACAGCAUAGCUGGAUAGCUUGUUCCAGACUCCCACAAUCCUUUUUGCAAAAAAGUGAUGUAUACAGACAUGAAAAACCUGUCUUAAAACGAAUUAAUGCUUCAGUCUGGAGAAAAAUGGAUUGAUGUCACAGGACGUUAGACAUGGUAUGGAAAAAGUGGCAGAAAUUAAUGCUGUGCUUAAAGAUCAAUAAAUUUCAUUUUCAAUGUAAUGUGUGUAUGAGCAUCUUCACUAAAAUAAGGGUGGAGACAUUCAGAACAUAUUCAUAACCAAAGUUGUUUGCACCUUGGCCUGAAAAUGUUCAUUUUAACAAGAAUUUAAUGAAUGCUUAUUUUAACUGACUCUUCCUAAUUUUUAGUUGCCUUUUGUCUGUAUAUUGUGGAUCAAAUUGUUCUAUCUGAUUUGUAUGCAGCUUAUUCUGUUAUCAAGCGUUUCAUAUUAUAUGCUACGAUGUUG
This is a messenger RNA of Lepisosteus oculatus (spotted gar), 2731 nucleotides long. Lineage: Eukaryota; Metazoa; Chordata; Actinopteri; Semionotiformes; Lepisosteidae. The record is from RefSeq and is a predicted model, not a curated record.